Messenger RNA from Emiliania huxleyi CCMP1516, 600 nucleotides. RefSeq lists its product as hypothetical. Bases 1 to 600 code for a protein of 199 amino acids. NCBI's taxonomy places the organism in Eukaryota, Haptophyta, Isochrysidales, Noelaerhabdaceae. The record is from RefSeq and is a predicted model, not a curated record. The transcript is spliced from 2 exons.
AUGCACUUUGCGAGGCGGAUCUCGGGGCGACAACGCCUCCCGUCGCGACUGACGGAGCUGCUGGCGGAGGUCGAGGCGGAGAAGCGCGCCAAGGGCAAGAAGGGCAAGAAGAAGAAGAAGAAGGGCGGCGGGGCGGGCGGGGCUGGGCCGUCGCAGGAGGCCGAGGCGCCGGCAGAGGCAGCCGCAGCCAAGCCCGCGCCGUUGGACAGGGAGGGGCUGCUCAAGCUUGACAGGAUCCGGUUCGGCAUCACGCCGGAGACGUCGGUCGAGGGAUUGGCGGAGGCGCUGGGAGAGGCGGCGGGCGAGGCGAGCGAGGAGGAGGGCGACGAGGAGACGGCGGAGGCGGCCGAGGAGGAGGGUGAGGAGGAGGAGGGCGAGGGGGAGGGCGAGGAGGCGGCAGCGGAGGCGGCAGCGGAGGCGCGCCGGCAGGCUGCGGCGGAGGCUGCGGCCGUGGCAGCGGCAGAGGAGGAGGAGGCUGCCGCAGCGGAGGAGGAGGCGGAGGAGGCGGCAGUCGCGGCGGCAGAGGCGGCGCUCGCCGCAGCCAAGGCGAGGCGCGCGUCAGGUGCCGCUGCGAGGGCCAGGGCGCGGGAGGCGGCCUAG